Motacilla alba alba is the source of this 857-nucleotide messenger RNA. Its product is annotated as RNA/RNP complex-1-interacting phosphatase-like. Gene Ontology annotation, biological process: dephosphorylation. Bases 97 to 765 code for a protein of 222 amino acids. The record is from RefSeq and is a predicted model, not a curated record. Gene Ontology annotation, molecular function: protein tyrosine/serine/threonine phosphatase activity; polynucleotide 5'-phosphatase activity. Lineage: Eukaryota; Metazoa; Chordata; Aves; Passeriformes; Motacillidae. The transcript has 8 exons.
UGGUCUCACCGUGGGGGGCGUGACUAGUGCGGCUCCGCGGCGGCGUGCGGCGGACGUGGAAGUGACGUCACGCGCGGGCGCGACGGCGUCGCCAUCAUGGCGGGCAGGGGGGCCUGCCGCGUCCCGGAGCGGUGGACGGAGUACACCCCGCUGGGCCGCAGGAUGCCGGGCACGCGCUUCGUGGCCUUCAAGGUGCCCCUGAAGAAGAGCUUUGAGCAGAACCUUCUGCCAGAGGAGAGAUUUUCCCCUCGAGACCUCCUCAGGAAGGUGCAGGAGAGGAAGGAGGAGCUGGGGCUGAUCAUCGACCUGACCUACACCACGCGCUACUACGGCCGCGAGGAGCUGCCCCCCACGCUGCGUUACUGCAAGAUCCUGACCAUGGGCCACGAGAUCCCCAACAGGAAAACCUUCCUGAGGUUCAGAUACCUCGUCAGGAGGUUCCUGAUGGCCAACAAGGACAACGAUAAACUCAUCGGGGUGCACUGCACGCACGGCCUCAACAGGACUGGCUACCUGCUCUGCAGGUACCUGAUUGAAGUUGAAGGCAUGGAACCAAAUGCUGCCAUAGAGUUGUUCAACACAUCUCGAGGGCACCCCAUGGAGAGACCCAACUACAUCCGAGACCUGCAGAGGAGAGCCCCGAGGCCUCCUUUCAGGGUGUGGAAGAGCUGGUGGGAUCCCUCAGCGGGUGAAAAACUCCGUGUUUUCCGCUGGGAACAUCUGGAAUUCUCUUUCAAAUCCCCUCCAAAAGCCGCUGCGAGCUGAAGGAUUCGGGCUCGGAGCUCAGGAAGAGCAGCAGCGCCCCAGCCAAGCCCCAGAAGCAGCUGGGGAAGCACCCCCAGCCCACCCUGGCAGUG